Molecule: messenger RNA, 1457 nt
Organism: Talaromyces stipitatus ATCC 10500
Lineage: Eukaryota; Fungi; Ascomycota; Eurotiomycetes; Eurotiales; Trichocomaceae
Product: mannosylphosphorylation protein (Mnn4), putative
Exons: 6
Coding region: 247-1209 (320 amino acids)
Source: RefSeq, a predicted model, not a curated record
ACAGCUAGUCGGUCUUUACUCAUUGUCAAGUUACAUUUUUCUUGUGCAGCUUCUGGCCAUUCUUUUUAUAUAGGACUCGCGAUCGUCCAUUUCCCUUCACUGCUCGAAGUCCGCCGUAGAAACUUAUCACUGCAGGACGUCGACCUUGACCCUCCCUCGCCGACUUGGAAGUUGCCCUCUCCUGCACUAUCUUAUAGGCUAAGGAUAGCCUCGGUGGGCUGUUGAAAGUCCUUUUUUACUUUCCUGAUGAUUCUAUCCUCAUAUACAAUGCGCACGUCGCUAGUAAUAUGCGGCCUAAUAGCGGCUACCGCAAACGCCGCUGCACUCAAUGCAAAUUUCAUGGAGGAGAGGAAGAAACUGGCCAAGGAGUGGUCGGGGAACGGAGGUGAUCCAGCAGCCAAAUAUUUUCAUGAAGCAUCAUUCAGCUAUCAUUAUGAUGGUCGGUUCACCGACAAGGCUCUCGAUCGCGAGGAACAGUCUGCACAUUUAUCAGCCCUAAUCACGACAUAUCUGUCCUUCAUGGACGAACUUGAUGUAGAAACCUGGAUUAUGCACGGCACAUUACUAGCAUGGUGGUGGAAUCAGAGGAUAUUCCCCUGGGACGACGAUCUGGAUGUCCAGGUCUCAGAACCAGGCAUCCACUUCCUCGCGGAAAACUACAACAUGACCGAACACCAUUUCGAAAUCCCCGGUGUCCCUGGUGGGCGCAAAUACAUGCUCGAAAUCAACCCUCACUACGUCAUCCGCACCACCAUGGACUGGCGCAAUGUUAUUGACGGCCGGUGGAUUGAUACAUCCAGUGGACUGUUCAUCGACAUCACCGCCGUGCGUGCGGAUGAUAAUCGGCGGGCACAGGGUGAAGUGGGCGCAUUGAUGUGCAAGGAUUCUCAUCGAUUCCAGGAGAAUGAAAUCUUCCCUCUGCGACGAACCGUCUUCGAGGGAGUCCCGGCCAAAGUGCCGUAUGCGUAUACGAAGUUAUUGGCGGAUGAAUAUGGGGAGAAAUCCAUGACGAAUCCGCGAUUUAACGGAUAUACAUUCUCGGAAGAAUUUCAACAAUGGAUCAAGAAUUCGGAGGUGGACACAGUCAUUGAAGAACACGAGAAACAGCCAGAAGGAAAAGAAAAAGUCAAAAUCGAAAACUCUAUACAACGCGUCGAUAACUCGACGUUUAAUUCGACGACAUUUAAUUCUACAAACAACGCAACAUAGUCCUGAUAGCAUUUCAGCAAUUUCGGGAUUAUCUUUCUCUCAUCUUUCAAUUUAUCUUCGUCUAAUGGUUGGAUGCAAGCCGUGUAUUGCAUUGCUGGUGUUUGUGCUUGAUUUCUCUGGACAUAUCCAUGGGUGACCAUUUUUACAUAUAUAUCUCUUCUGUUCGGCGCUUUUGUACAUACAUGUUGGCGAGUAUAUACUGUAUUUGAUGUAUAUUGCAUAAUCAUACCACUUAUGUUUGCAUCUCU